Messenger RNA from Tetrahymena thermophila SB210, 3804 nucleotides. Its product is annotated as tetratricopeptide repeat protein. The record is from RefSeq and is a predicted model, not a curated record. Gene Ontology annotation, biological process: protein phosphorylation. NCBI's taxonomy places the organism in Eukaryota, Ciliophora, Oligohymenophorea, Hymenostomatida, Tetrahymenidae. The transcript has a single exon. Gene Ontology annotation, molecular function: protein binding; ATP binding; protein kinase activity.
AUGGAAAACCAAGAAUACUAAGCUCUUUAAUUUUCUAAAAAACUAGAAUAUUUGUAAAGAGUUUUGGAAGAUUAAAAAGGACUCAGAACUAUAAAUAAAUUAGGAGGAUAGGGAGGAUUCGGUGUUGUACUAUUUGUGGAAGAUAAAAAUAAUCCUUCCUUAAAAUAUGCAGUGAAAGCAUAAAAUAUUUUAGACCAUAAUACUGGAAAAGUUGAUUAAAAUAUCUAAAAAAUGUGUGAAGAAGAAGCUGAAAUGAUGAGACAAUGUAAACAUAAAAAUGUUGUUGAGAUUCAUUCUGAUUAUAUAAUAGAUUUUUAUCACUUUAUUCAAAUGAAUCUAUGCAAGUGCUCAUUGAGUGAUUGGAUAGACAAUAACUAGUCCCCAAUCAACGACAUUCUAUUUUUACACUAUACCAAUCAGAUUAUUGACGGGUUAGAAUAUUUACAUAGUAAGCAAUAUGUUCUAAGAGAUCUCUCUAUCAGAAAUAUUUUAUUAACUACAGACGAAGUCAUUAAGCUAUGCGAUUUCGGUCUCGCAAAGAAAUAUGACGAAAUCCUAUAAAGCGAAAUUCUUUUAACAUAAAAUCCGAAGGGAGUUUUUUUUUAUUUCCCACCAGAAACAUAUGAAGAUAUAAAGAACAACAAAAAAUAAAUAAAGUAAACUAUGAAAGGAGAUAUAUGGGCGCUUGGGAUUUGCUUAUCCUUGUUAGGUGGUACUAAAAUUUUAGAGUUUUUAAAUGUGUAAAAUAAUAAUUUUUAAAUACCUACUAGUCAAAAAGUAAGUCAAAAAGCUAAUUAAUUAAUACAGUACAUACUAAAUAGAGACCCAUAGCAAAGACCUACGAUUAAAUAAAUUAGAGAGAAAAUGUGCAAGGUAUUUUUAAGUAAUCCUGAUCAUGAUUAAAGAGAAACCAAUACAUAGAAUGAAGAUGUUUUAAAAUCUAUGGCCAUGAAUAAUAAGAGUAAAGUUGGCAUUUCAAAUAUAUCAACUUAAUAGAAUACUAUAGAUUCUACUUCAUCACUUAAAAUAUAGAGACUAAUCGAUUUUGAUUUUGAUUAAUGUGAAAAACUUUAUUAAAAAUAUUCUAAAUUUGAAAAUUAAUUUUAGAUAAACAUUGAUUUUUUACUUACACUUGGAUUUUUAGAGGCAAAAUAUAAAUCCAACUACUAAAAAGCAUAGUAAAUAUUUGAAAGGGUACUAGAAUUAGAUGAGAAUGAAACAGAUGCCUUAAUCGGACUAUGUCAUUGUUUUAUGCAAUAAAGGCUCUAUAAGGAAUAUCACAAGUUGCUUUAAUAUUCCAAUAUUUGUUUAAAUAAAGAUCCCAAUAACUGGAGAGCAUAAUAUUAUAAAGCAUAUUAUUUUUAUGAUUAUAUGAUUGAUCAUAAAGCUUUAGAAAUUUUGGAGAAAAUUUAGCUAGAAAAAACUGAGUGUUGUGAAGCUUUAUCUCUAAAGUUACUUAUACUUCUUAACAUAAAAAUAAAAGAAGACGAGAAAGAUAUUAUUAAUAAGAUUAUAGCUCUAAAUAAGAAUAAUAAUCCUAUUGUAUUUUUUAGAAUAGGUUUUUAUUAUUAAAAUAGAUAUGAAUAAUAAAAAUCACUACAUUAUCUUAACAAAUGUUUAAAUUAUACUCAAAAUGAAUUAACUGUUUUGGUUUACUCGGCUUAUGUUCAAAAGUACAAUGAAUAGGAAGUUGAGAAAUUAAUUUCAAAGGCUGAGUAAUUAUAUCCUUAAAGUGCUUACCUUUUUAGAUUUAAAUCUAUUUUAAGUUAUAAUGAAUAAACAUAAUUAAAUUUUAUAAAUAAAUCUAUUGAGCUAGAUCCUUGUGAUAUACUUUCAAUAAUAAAUAAAGCAGACAUUUUAAAAAGCUAAGAAGAGUAUUAAAAAUCUAUUGAAUGUUAUGAAAAUAUAAUUUUAAUAAAUCCUGAUUGCUUUUGGGUUUUAUAUGAUAUAGCUAAGAUAUAUAAAUAUGAAUUAAAUCAAAAAGAAAAAGCAAUUGAUCUAAUAAAAAAAUGUAUCAAUGAAGAUCCUCAUUGUAUGGAUUAUUAUUAUGAAUUAAGUGAAUUGUACAAAAAUUCAAGCUACUACCAAGAUUUUGAGAAAAUAAUCUAAGAUAAUAUCGAAAAAUCUAAUUAAAAACUUAUUUUAAUCGGGCUGCUUGCAGAGGUGUAAUUGAGUAACAAAGAUUAUGAUAAAUUUAUAUAAUAUAUUAACUAAGCUAUUUAAAUUGAUCCAAAUGAUACCUAGUCUUUGAAAAUGUAUGGUGACUAUUUCAAAGAUAUAAAAAAUGAUUUUAAGAAGGCAAAAUAUUACUAUGAAAAAGUAUUAGAAUUAAAUCCUAAAGAUUAAAAUAUUUAUUUUAAUUUAGGAUGGGUUGAAGAAGAUUAAGAAAAAAAAUUAAAAUAUUAUAAAAAAGAUUUAGAAUUUUACCCAGAAAGUGAUUAAACACUUAAUAACUUAGGAGCAAUUUAUGAAUAUUAAUAUAAAUAUGAUGAGGCUCUUAAACUAUAUUAAUAGGCCUUUUAAAAAGAUAAUUCAAGUAUUCUUUAUUCUUCAAAUAUAUAAAAUAUGCUUUAUUAAUUACAACUUGAUAACUAAGCUCUAGAAUAAUGUGACAUUACUCUUAAAUUAGACUUGAAGCAUUUUGGAUCAUACGCAAUAAAAGGAAAAAUAUACAGUAUAAGAAAAGAACAUGAGGAAGCAAUUAAAAAUUUUGAAAAGGCAUUAGAAUGUGAUUAAAGCUAAACAUAUUUAUAUGAAGAACUGGCAAAUUAGUAUCUUUAAUUAAAAAUAAAAGAUAAAGCCUUAGAAUGCUAUUAAAAUUUUAUUUAAGCUUACCCUUAUAAUCCUUAAGCUCUAUAUAUGAUAGGAUUCUUACUGGUUUCUCUUAGUGAAGAUAAUAUAAAUAAAGCAGUAAGCUACUUUGAAAAAUCUAUUAGAGUUUAGCCUACAAAUAAUUCAAAAGCUUACAAAGAAUUAGGACUCCUUUAAAUAAAAUAAAAAUAAUAUCAUUUUGCAAAAUAAAAUCUAAUUAAAGCUAUAUAGUAAGAUUAAUCAAAUAUUUAUUUGUACAUAGAAUUAUCAAGGAAUGAAGAAAAUAAUUUAAAAAAUCUAAAUUAAGCUAUCUAAUAUUUAGAGGAAUAUCUUAAGCAUUAAUAUAAUGAAAAUGAAACACUUAAUUUAAUUUAGUUGUACACCAAAAAUAAGGAAUAUUUAAAGUCUAGAUAGCUCAUAAAAAAAUUUAUAUUGGAUAGUCCAGAAAAUGAUGAAGUUUACUUUUUAUAUGGAAAUCUAGAAUUUUAGGAAAGUAAUUAUUUCGAAUCAAUUGUUUAAUAUAAAAAAUCCUUUUCACUAAAUGAUGGUUCUUAUAUUUCUGUUUUUAAAAUAGGAUUAGCCUAUUAAAAUAUGGAAAAAUAUUAAAAAGCUGUUGAAUAUUACCUUAAAUAUAAUAAACUAGAAAAAAGAUGUGGACAUGGAUACUUUUUAAUAGGAAAAAUCCAGUUAUAUAACUUUAAUAAACCAAAAUAAGCUAUAUAGUAUUUUAAAAAGUCUUACGAACUCUAAGUACUUCCAAAUAACUCUUUUAACUAAAAUGAUUGUUUUUAUCAUAUCGGAAAAUGUUUUGUUACUUUAGGUUAUGUUUCAGAAGCAGUGGGUUAAUUUACAAAAUAUCUUCAAGAUAAGCCAACUGAAGAUGUUAAGUACUGCCAAAAUUAUAUUAGCUAGUAUUAAAAUCACCCCAAAAAAUUCUAUAAGCAUUAGCCUUUAAAUGACUCCAAAUCCAAUUGUAGUUGUAAUAUAUUUUGA